Molecule: messenger RNA, 4124 nt
Organism: Sciurus carolinensis (gray squirrel)
Lineage: Eukaryota; Metazoa; Chordata; Mammalia; Rodentia; Sciuridae
Gene: Tmem185b
Product: transmembrane protein 185B
Source: RefSeq, a predicted model, not a curated record
GCCGCUACCAGGAAGCGUCCGCCCGAGGUCGCGGCCCGGUCGCUGCCUACACGCCAGCUGAGGAAUCGGUAGCGCUCCCGGCCCUUCCGGGCGCUGCACGUAACAGGUGUCUCCCCUGAUGGGUGAGGAAUGAAAGCGAACAGAGCGGGCGCCCAUCCAGGUGGCGGCGGGGCCGAGGCAGCGCCCCCUCGUAGACGCCGCGCCACCCCGGGCCCGCGCACGCUGUGCCCCUGCGCGCUUCCGGCUAAGCCACGUGACCGCGCGCGCACGUGUUCCGGCCUCGGUGCAGCGGCUCAGAGCCUCCUCCUGGCCCGCCCCGGCCGAUGUCCACCUAGAGCCAGGGCAGGCCAAGCCAAGGAGGCGGCGGGCCCCAGGAGCUGCAGGGACGCGGGCGCAGAGCCACGUGAGCAGAAGGCUGGGGCAGGUGGACGGCGGCUUCCGCCAUGAACCCCAGGGGCCUAUUCCAGGACUUUAACCCUAGUAAGUUCCUAAUCUACGCCUGCCUGCUGCUCUUCUCCGUGCUGCUGCCCCUCCGCCUGGACGGCAUCAUCCAGUGGAGCUAGGGCGGUGUUCGCCCCAUAUGGCUGUGGAAGCUCCUGGUGAUCGCAGGGGCCUCGGUGGGGGCUGGCGUUUGGGCCCGCAAUCCUCGCUACCGCACUGAGGGGGAGGCCUGCGUAGAGUUCAAAGCCAUGCUGAUCGCCGUGGGCAUCCACCUGCUGCUGCUCAUGUUCGAAGUCCUGGUGUGCGACCGGGUGGAGAGAGGGACCCACUUCUGGCUGCUGGUCUUCAUGCCACUUUUCUUCGUUUCCCCGGUGUCCGUGGCCGCUUGCGUCUGGGGCUUCCGACAUGAUAGGUCGCUGGAGCUGGAGAUCUUGUGCUCAGUCAACAUCCUGCAGUUCAUUAUUGCUUUAAGGCUGGACAGGAUUAUCCACUGGCCAUGGCUGGUGGUGUUCGUCCCCCUGUGGAUCCUCAUGUCGUUUCUUUGCCUGGUCGUUCUCUAUUACAUCGUCUUCCUUCUGUUCUCGACAUCACUGGAUGUGGUAGCCGAACAGCGAAGAACACACGUCACCAUGGCCAUCAGCUGGAUAACGAUUGUCGUGCCUCUGCUCACUUUUGAAGUCCUGCUGGUUCACAGAUUGGAUGGGCAUAAUACAUUCUCAUACAUCUCCAUAUUUGUCCCCCUUUGGCUGUCGCUAAUAACUUUAAUGGCUACGACAUUUAGGCGAAAAGGAGGCAAUCAUUGGUGGUUUGGUAUUCGCAGAGAUUUCUGUCAGUUUCUGCUUGAAAUUUUCCCAUUAAGAGAAUAUGGGAACAUUUCAUAUGAUCUCCAUCAUGAAGAUAGUGAAGAUACUGAAGAAACAUCCGUUCCAGAAGCUCCAAAAAUUGCUCCAAUGUUUGGAAAGAAGGCCAGAGUGGUUAUAACACAGAGCCCUGGAAAAUAUGUUCCUCCACCUCAGUUAAAUAUUGAUAUGCCAGACUAAAGCAUUUUCCACCCAGGGCACUUAAGUAAAAUAGAAACCAUACACACACACAAAUUCCACCUUGCUUUGCCUCUGUUCAUCCAUCCCAAACGUGGAACUGGAAACAGGCUUCAAACACAUCAGCUCAUGCCUUGUGAGAUUGAUGCAGAUCAGUGACUCAUCAGUAUGCACCAUAGAUAGAGGUGGUUAUUUUAAUCUGUGGUUGUAUGUGUGUGGUGUACACAUGGGUGAGAGAACUUGCUUUCCAGGUUGGUGUUUAAGAGCUAACCAAGGGCAGUAAAUUGUUUUAGUAGGUCCUCAAAAGAGAUAACUACACAACUGUUUGGUGGUGGUUGUUGUUUUUUAAGUGCUAGUAUACCUGUCAAAAGUAUUGUUUAAAAAGUAUUUUUAUACACUGCUAGUCUCUAAAAUUGUAUUUCAGAUAUUGUGCCUGUUAUGCCAGAAUAGCAAAUGUAUAGAAUUCUCUCCACCACUGGUUUAUAGACCUCAUAGUUGUUAUUUCUAGCAUUCCUGCUGUUUAGUUUUUCUUUGGCUUUGCUGAUACUGGUCUUUAAUAUUGUAAUAGAUGAAUUUUUCUAAUGGAGUGAAUCUGCAUAUAUAGUAUUUAUAUGAAUAUUUUAGCAGUGUAAUAUAUUGAAUUCUAGUUCUCUGCAGUACAGUGUAUUAUGUUAAAGUAUUUUUUUAAGUUUCUAUGUGAAGAUAAAUGUCUAUUGCAGAUGUAUUUAAAGACUGCAUAAGAUGUUUAUAUGUACCCUGUUGUGGAAUUGUAUCAAAAUACUAGGCAUAAAUGUAGGAGUAGAAAAUCCUGUGGACCUGAAUAUUCAGUUUUAAGGUCUCUUAGCACCUGUUAUUAGAGGGAGGAGCCACCACCCUUUAGAAACAGUGUGGUAGCAGGCCAUAAAGUGACACUGCUAUUUACUACCUUGAAUUUUUCACAAGUAGUAACAACUCUUGUGAAACAACCAAAAUAAGCAAGUGGUUUGUCCAUUUCUGAGGAUGUUAGAAUUUUAGUUUGUCAUACUGUAAAGCAUUAGUUGUCAUUGAAAAGCUGUCUUAACCAGAAAUGGUCAAAGGAUUAACUCUUAUUUUAAGGUCCAGACUUUUGGGAAAACAAUAGUUCAGGCUUUAUUUUUUAGGAAAGUACAGUGUUUAUUCAGUUACUGGUGGCACACCAGGGAAUUAGAAGGGUAGAGCCAGACUCUGCAAAAGUGAUGUUCUAACUGAGAACAAAUAAAUACUUCCAAAAGAAGGUUACAAUUAAAGGAGUGUUCAUAUUACUGGGGAGAAGACUGGAGGAAGCCCACUUUUAUUAGCCAUGAGGCAGACCUGUUCCAUUUCAAGAAAAAGAUAAAUCUAAAUUCACCAUUUUUGUCCCAUUUAAAACAUGGUAAAGUAACAUACUUUGUACACGUGGCUAGCAACAAUGCUAGCAAAAGAGAAGCCAGUCCUGGGAAGCUGAGUGCCCGCAGGCCUGAGGAUGCCAUAGCUUGGAUAUGUUGGCUGCAACAGCCCUCCCCCACGCCCUGCACACAGUGGGUCUACACCAGCUGGCUGAACGUGGGAAAUGAGGACCUACACUGAACCAGUCACGGUGCUAGGCAGUUGGGGAUACAAUGGAGAGUAUUUGGGAUGUGGCUUCUGCCCACUGGUAGUAUAUAAUGGAAAGUGCCAGCCAUCACGCAUCCAUGACAGUGAGGAAAUAGUGCUCAUGGCAGAGGUGUGCCUGUAGGAGGGAAUGAGCUGAGAGCAGCUAUGGAAAACCUGUAGGAGGAUGCUGCUGGCUUCGAAGUGACCUUUACCUGGAACUUAAAGCCCAUCUUUGGUUUUAGGAGCCCAGUGCUCCCCUUUCUGUUCCCCUUUACCCCCAAAAGAUAUCUGAAAAGGAUCAUUAAAAUUGAGCAGUGGAGGAGCAGGUGUUGGAGGAAUUGGCAGGGGCAGGCUUGGGGGCUGCAGGGGAUCACCAACCCCUCCUAGCUAGUUUCAGGGUAGGGGCUUGUUGACAGCUGGUGCCAUCCCUUAACCCUGGUGGGUCCCUCUCCACACCCACCCAGCCAUCGUAUCUCCUCUCCCAAAGUGUCUGGCGCUGACGAGCCAGUGUCUGAAGUGUGGUAACAGCCUCCUGCAUUAGGCCCCCUGUCAGGCCCUUCUCUUACCUCAGGACUUGGAGAAAAACAACAGGAGUGACAGACUGGAACUGUUGUUGAUCUGAAGUCAGUGCAGCCUCACCUGUGCCCGAGGGUUUACAUGGUCACCAGCACAGUGGCUCCACAAUAAUUAGCAUGUCAAUUCUGUCACUCUAGUUUCUUCUGCAAAACAAUGUUAUCAGUCGUUUUUUGCUGCUAAACAACCUCCAAAACUUCAGUGGCCUACAACUGCACUCUAGGCUGGAGUCUGAACUGGGUGCCUGGCUGAAGGUACGACAUUCCCUGAGCCACGUUCCUCUUCUCAUGGCAGAAAAACAAGGAGGCUAAACUCAGCCUUUCAAGCACAAAUAUAGAUCACAUAUAUUCUGGUUUUCUGCAGUACAGUAUAUUACAUCAUACUCAUGUUUGUGACUUAUGUCACAUCUGCGUUUUGGUGGCCAAAGCACAUGGCCACACCUGUGACCUCUUUGGGGUGAGGUAGCAUGUGCCUAAGGAACGA